Messenger RNA from Strigops habroptila (Kakapo), 921 nucleotides. RefSeq names its product E3 ubiquitin-protein ligase TRIM39-like. Lineage: Eukaryota; Metazoa; Chordata; Aves; Psittaciformes; Psittacidae. The coding region runs from base 1 to 921 and encodes 306 amino acids. The record is from RefSeq and is a predicted model, not a curated record. The transcript has 6 exons. Gene Ontology annotation, molecular function: protein binding.
AUGAGGCAAUACAAGGGGAUGGAGGCAGCGCAUCAGAAGGAGGAGAAUCCUGAAGGAUUGCGCCAAAGAGGAAGAGGCAUCACCCGGGGACACGUUACUGGUUGUAGAACCGAGAAGAGGAACCAGAAGCGAGAGCAGAAUGAGCUGGAAGACCUGAAGAAUGAGAUUGAGAAGAGGCAGGCAAAAAAUGGCACCAAAUUCCCAGAGAAUUCCCAGCUGGACACGCCGGCACAAGGGCGAGAAGAGAAGAACCAGCAACUGGACAUGAGGAGCACCAUCGGCAGGUGUGGAAAAGUGACUUUCCAACUCCCAGCCGAUGCUUCUCCGGAGUUGGAAGAGAGAUCCUGUCACUUCUCCUGGAGGAAUAGCACGUUGAAGGAGACCCUGAGGAAGCUGCAAGCCACGGUGACGCUGGACCCGGACACUGCCCAUCCCGACCUCAUCCUGUCGGAGGACGGGAAGAGCGUGAGGCGCGGGGCAGGGCGCCGGGACGUGCCGGACAACCCGGAGCGCUUCGAUUACUGGCCCUUCGUGCUGGGCUGCCAGAGCUUCGCGGCCGGGCGGCACUGCUGGGACGUGGAGGUGGGCGACAGCGGGGACUGGGCACUGGGGGUGGCCCGAGAGUCCAUCCACCGCAAGGGGCACCUCAGCCUCUGCCCGCAGGGGGGGAUUUGGGGCUUGGAGAAGUGGGGGGGCCAGGUCCGGGCUCUCACCGCCCGCAAGGUGACGCUGCUGCCGCUGCGCUGGGUACCGCGGAGGGUCAGCGUCCACCUGGAUUACAGCGGCGGGACCGUGGCGUUCUUCGAUGCCGAGGAAGGGGGGCUCAUGUUCAUCUUCUCCCGCGCUUCCUUCACUGGGGAGAGGGUCCGACCUUGGCUCUGGGUGGUGGGAGCCAGGUCCCAGCUCAGGCUGUGCCCCUGA